AUGCAGCGAGGAAGAAGAUAUACAAAGGGAACUUCGAGAACCGCCAUUUCCGAAGGCAGGCAAGCCGUCUCUUUAUUAACGUACAGAUUCUGCGCUGUCAUCAAGCGCGACGUUCAACAGUAUUACGAGACCAUCUCCACCCGCAUCGUGCAUACCUUCUUCGAUUGGUUCCUCAACCAGAAGGUCGGUAAGGACGGCAGGAAGAAACGUGGAAUCAAGAAGAAAAGCUCGCUGGGCACAUACUGGAAGGUCUUUCGACUCGUGUUCGAGAGAGCUGUCUUACGACGUCUAUCGAAGAGGCACGGUCUAGACGACCAGCGGCGAGCCAAUCGCUGUAUGGUGAUGGAAGACCUGAUGCAGCAGAAUGAGACCACGCUUAGUACGACAAAGAAGUCCUUCAAACUCGAGGAGAUGCGCAUCCUUGCCGUACUCUUUCUCCUCCUGCUAACCCCUGCUGGUCCUCGGCCAACGGCGACGCUCAACCUACGAUUCAUGGACAUUCGGGUCGCUUUGGCAAGGGACCCAGAGGGCGGGCCACAUAAGCUUCUUCUACGGUUCACCCCUGAAUUCACCAAAACCUACCUCAGCGAAAGGAACAGUGGGAAAACAUUCACGAUCCCCGAAACCAUGUUUGAUCCGUCCUUGCUCUUCAGCCCCCACGUUUUCCUAUUGGGCAUCAUUUUCCGUCACCGAGCUUUUCGUGCAUCAAGUCCACCUUCGCCACAUCAUCUUCAAAGCCUUGACAUACAUCCUGCUGAGCGAGAGCUUCCCUUACCAUUAAGGGAGGACCUUGACCAGACCUUCAUUUUUCGUCGAGCUGUCGAGACGUUGACGGGCUAUCAGAUAUCCCAUAACGAACGCAUAUCUUACAGCAUGAUGGCGGCCUGGAUCAAGAGAAUCGGUAAACUUAUGGGGCUCGAGGACCCUACGAUAGCCUACAAUCUGCACAACAACGCUGCCAAUGCGUUUGAUCAGAGUGUCGACGUCAGCGAGGCUUUGAGAGAUUUAGCCAUGGGACGCAGCAACCCCGACCCUUUCCAGAGGCACUAUCUUGGGCAAAACAUCUCUGCUGAUCUCUGGGGCAUCGUCCGUGGACAGAAGCCCCAGCAGGCACUUCUCAAGCAGUCUUGCAGCGUUGGCCACUCCAUCUCCCAGCGCCGUCCGAUCGACCUGACGGCAGAGCAGUCUGCCUCUGUUGCGACGCAUCCGACCAUAAGAGCGCUUACGAAAGCUAUUCAGAAACUGCCUCUGGACUCCAAAGAAUCUAGAAGGAUGGUGCGCAAGGAAAAGGAGAGACUCAGGAGAGAUCUGAAACAGCAAAUCAGGGACUAA
This is a messenger RNA of Colletotrichum abscissum, 1332 nucleotides long. RefSeq names its product C2H2 finger domain-containing protein. NCBI's taxonomy places the organism in Eukaryota, Fungi, Ascomycota, Sordariomycetes, Glomerellales, Glomerellaceae. The transcript has 5 exons. Bases 1 to 1332 code for a protein of 443 amino acids. The record is from RefSeq and is a predicted model, not a curated record.